AUGAACCCCUCAAAGCUCCUCCCCACCGAGACUCUAACCCUGGGCUGUCCAAUCCUCGACGGCUACCUCGGCGGCGGCAUCCCCUGCAACUCCCUCACGGAGCUCAUCGCCGAAAGCAGCUGCGGCAAGACCCAAUUCUGCCUCCAGCUCACUCUCUUCGCCCAGCUCCCUCCUUCCCACGGCGGCCUCUCCGCCUCCUCUCUUUUCCUCCACUCCGAAUUCCCUUUCCCCUUCCGCCGCCUCCGCCAUCUCUCCGGUUCCUUCCGCUCCUCACACUCCGAUCUCAUCUUCACCAACCCUUGCGACGACGUAUACGUCAGACCUGUAAAUGAUGCACGCCAACUGCUCGACUUAAUGCCCAAGAUAGAGACGCUUGUCGCCGGCGGGAAAACCCGGCUGCCGGUGAGGUUGAUUGUGAUUGAUUCCAUUGCCGCAUUGUUUCGGAGCGAGUUUGGGAACAAUCCCUCGGAUCUUAAGAGGAGGUCUUUCUUGUUUUUCAAGAUUUCCGGGAUGUUGAGACGGUUGGCGAGCAAGUAUGGAGUGGCGGUGGUGGUGACCAACCAGGUGGUUGAUUUUAUGGGGGAAGUGGAGGGGAUAAAUGGAGUGAGAGUUGGGAAUUUGAGGUCAUUGUAUUCGUCUGGGAGACGGGUUUGUCCUGCUUUGGGAUUGGCGUGGUCGAAUUGCGUGAAUUCGAGGCUGUUCUUGUCUAGAAAUGAGGAAAUUGUUGGGAGGGAAAAUGGUGAGAUGAGCAGGCAUACAAAGAGGCGACUUGAUGUUGUUUUUGCUCCUCAUUUGCCACCAUCGUCGUGUGAGUUUGUCAUCACAGAGUAUGGGGUGUUUGGAGUUGACAGAUAA
Messenger RNA from Fragaria vesca subsp. vesca, 855 nucleotides. RefSeq names its product DNA repair protein XRCC3 homolog. The transcript has a single exon. Bases 1 to 855 code for a protein of 284 amino acids. Gene Ontology annotation, cellular component: replication fork; Rad51C-XRCC3 complex. Gene Ontology annotation, molecular function: ATP binding; ATP-dependent DNA damage sensor activity; four-way junction DNA binding. Gene Ontology annotation, biological process: telomere maintenance via recombination; double-strand break repair via synthesis-dependent strand annealing; resolution of mitotic recombination intermediates. NCBI's taxonomy places the organism in Eukaryota, Viridiplantae, Streptophyta, Magnoliopsida, Rosales, Rosaceae. The record is from RefSeq and is a predicted model, not a curated record.